Molecule: messenger RNA, 3757 nt
Organism: Eupeodes corollae
Lineage: Eukaryota; Metazoa; Arthropoda; Insecta; Diptera; Syrphidae
Gene: wcy
Product: WW domain-containing adapter protein with coiled-coil homolog
Exons: 14
Coding region: 710-2926 (738 amino acids)
Biological process (GO): regulation of autophagy; positive regulation of TORC1 signaling
Cellular component (GO): nucleus
Molecular function (GO): chromatin binding; RNA polymerase II complex binding
Source: RefSeq, a predicted model, not a curated record
GAAUGUGACAUGGCGGCGUCUGCUGUACUGUGUAGAAGAGAAAUAAAGUUAGACUGAGGCGAAUUUUUUCACACAAAUAUUUCUAAAUUUAAUUGAAUUUUUUAUUUGAAAUUAAUUAAGUUUUCAACAAUAAAUCAUUAAAAAUACAUUGGUAAUACGAAUUGCCAGUAAUUAAGCGAUUAUAUUGCAUAAUAAAUAGCAAUUAAAAACACGAACAACUUCAACGACGACGAAGACAUCGCCUUCGUCGUUCCAAAGUGUAUUGCCUUUGCUUUUGCCUUUGCCACCACCAAUCAGCGCAGCCAUCAGUCGAUCGCGUCUAAUAGAAAAUAAUUUAGAAGAAAAAUCGACUAGAGCUCCACUGGGCACCAACCAAUGCACACAGCUUGCUACAAAUUGCGAUAGGAAAAGGCGCAGCCCCUCGCUUCGUUCGCUUCUUUCACCUUUACAAUAUAAAAUAUUAAAGGAAGGGUGUCAGAAGUCAGACGCACGGAAAAGGAGAAAUAAAAAAAUAUAAAAAGAUGAAAUAAUUUCCAAUUGAAUUUGCGAACAAAUCGAUCAAACAAAAGGAAAAUAAACUACAACAGAAACUAAAACUAAAACUGAUUCAAAUAGAAUAGAAUAAAAUAAACUAUCAAUUAGUUGAGAGAGGAACUACAAGAUAAUCAUUGAAAUAUCUGUAUAGAGACAUCCAAAAGAAUUUGCAUUGAUGGUAAUGCAUGCUAGAAAACCGCAACGUAUGAGCGAUGGGUACUUUGAGAAGCAUCAAUCCCAUUCUUAUCAGAGUUCGAAGUAUAGCUCAAAACGCGACUAUGAUCGAGAGGCUUCAAGUAGAUCAAAUUACCGCGAACGUGAUAACACCCCUACUGGUGGUUCGCUAAACAAUGGUAAUAGUGCAUACCGAUCACAAUCACCGGAAAUAGAUUCACCAUCGUCUAGACACGAUAUACGUGGUGAUAGAGAUCGUGAUCGCGAUAGGUUCAGCUACAUCCAAAAGAUGAGGGAUCGUGAUCGUGAUGUCUACAAAAAGGAUAAAUAUUCUGACAAACGAGAUAGACGUGGCAAUGAUCGCGAAACUGAACACCGCACCAAUCAUGAUAGAAUUGAUCGACGAUCAAAACUAUGCUCUUCAAGUGGUGAUAAGCGUUCUGGUUCGGAUGACAGGGACCGUGAUCGGGAACGUGAAAUAAGAGACGGAAAAAGAGAUAGAAAUGACCGUGAUCGAGACAGGGAUAGGGAGCGUGAUAGAGAUCGUGAUCGCGACCGUAACGAUCGUGAUAGAGAUCGCGAACGUGAUAGGAAUGACAGAAGUGAACGAGCUUCCUGUGCAAGUGAUUGGAGUGAACAUGUCAGUUCUUCUGGUAAAAUGUAUUACUACAACUGCAAAACUGAAAAAUCGCAAUGGGAAAAACCAAAGGAGUGGGUUGAAAAGGAAAGAACUCUUACAAGAGAUCAACAUAGAGAAAAGGAUUAUAGAGACAAAGAACGCGAGAGGGAACGUGAAGAUAGAUUUUCAAGAUCUGCAGCCUACACAAAACAUUCCAGUUCUCGGGGAAAUUCACGUUUAAGGUGGGGCUAUGAAAAUGACGGUGGUGGACCUCCUGCCCAUAGAAGGCGAAUUGAUGACAAUCCUGAUAUGGAUAUAAGUCCAGGGGAUUCAACACCAACAUCUGAAGCUAGCUAUUCACUAACGGGCACACCCAACACAGCCCAAUUAAAUGAUCAAUCUGUCCCAUUAACAAUUGGAUCAUCGACAGUUGCAGCUGGCGGAGCUGCUACUGUUUUACUACCGAAUGCAUUACCCCGUCUCGCAUCACAUCCAACAAAUGUUUCAGUGCUUUCAUCUCAAAUGCAUUUUACUACAUCGGCUUCCAGUGGUGGUAAUGUGAAUAUGGGUGGUUCUGGAGCGCAAUCCAAUAACAGUAAUCACCGAAAGCUAGAGUCUGUAGUGCAACAAGUGAAUCUAUCAGUUUCUCCUCCCAUACAAGCAACUUCUGGUUCGCAAAAUUCAAGUUCAACGUCGAAUCAAAAUGAUCAUCAUAUUAAUUCAAACGCUCCUGGCCCCCCAAAACUGGGUACAAAAUCGUUGGAGUCUAUGGACAUAAAUUCCCAACAAAAGGGUUCAAUGCUUCGACAGGCGCACGGAAUUUCUGGAACUAGCGCUUCAGAGGCCAAUGCUGUACUAAUUGAUGGACAUCAUACUGGAACAGUGCCCGGCGUUGUUAGUUUAAGAGAUAAUUCGCUUAAUUCGCCACAUUAUAAUUUAUCGCAUGCACACGGUAUGUCACCGUUGAAUUACUCAAAAAGUCCGGUAACGGGAACAAAUAACAGCGCUUCUGGCGGUUCAUACCCAUGCAGCCAAUUUGGCCUAAAGACUGUUGAGGGCGUCAAUCCAAAUAUGGUUGGUUGCCCAUCUAGUUUAACAAAUGCGUCUAUUUCGAGUGGUGGUGCUGUGUCUAGUGGAAAUGGUGGGCACAGUGGAGGCGUUGAAGGACCACCCACACCAACACAGGAACUAGAUAUAAGCGGCAACAACACAGAGCAAAGAAAAUUGGAAGGUACAUCAGCUUCUCUAAGUACUUUACAAAGUUGUGUGGCCACAACGGGUCAGGCUGGUCGAGGGCAAGGACCUGACUUGUCCCCAAAAUUAGCAAAGUAUUUUAGAGCCGAUUUGAUAACACAUGUAACAAAUUGGCCAGCCGACAUUUUGGAAAAACAGGCUCAAAAGUGUUCUGAGGAAACCCACGCGCAUGGUGACCUGCAAUGCACGAAAGUAUCCGCCGAAUUAAAAUCAGCUAGAAGUUUAGUUAGAAUAACAGAAAUAACAGCAACGCUACAAGAACAAAAAAUUAUGUAUCUUCGUCAGCAAAUUCGUCUAUUAGAGGAAUUAAAAUCCCAAAACUCAUUUAUGUCAGAUGAUCUUUAGCCAAUAUUUAAAUUGUAUUAAAUUAAAAACAAAAAAAGGAAGAAAAUUAUAUAUAUAAUAAUAAAAUAAAGAAUAAUUUUAGAAAUAAUAAAAAUUAGUUAUAAAAUACAUUUAAAAAAAAAUCAUAAAAAAGGAAACAAACACAUUUUUAAUUCUAACCAUACACCCAACCACCACAACUAAAAAAUCUACAAAAACACACGAACUCACAAAAUAUUUAUUAUUUGAUAAAAAAAAACAUCAACAACAACAAAAAAUAUAAACAAAUCACACAAUUUUUUUCUUUGUUAAUGUAAAUAAAUAUAACAUUUUAUGCAAUAGAUAUUUUUAAGUAGGUAAAUACGUAUGAGCAUUCAAAUGGAAUAGAACAAUUCAAAUUAAUUGUAUAAUAUGAAUCCAGUGUUGUAAUUUUUAUCAUACAAUAUUUUUAUUUUAUCAAAACCAUCAGACGUAUCAUUGUACCAUGUUUAAAUCAUUGAGAAAAAAGAAACAAAACAGGAAAAAUAAAUAAGCUGAAAGUCCAAAUAUCAAAUUAUUAUACAUUGAGCUGAAAUGUAGUUCUACAAUAUUUUUGCGGGGGUGAAAUACUUAGUGUCCCAUCAAUCCAAGUUCAGAUUUUUAGGAAUUCUGAAAAAGAAAAAUGAUAUUUUAAGAAAACUCUCCCUUUGGUAACAUAAUAAGUUUAAUAUCUGAAUGUUCUGUGUUUUUAUUUUUUCUUUUUUUAUUAUUCUAUACAAGGACUAUGAAACAUUUUUAUUGCAGUAGUUUUAGCCAAAACUUUUUUUGAUUAAAUUGCGAAAAUAAACUAACAAUAUUCAGUACAUAUUUUUA